Molecule: messenger RNA, 978 nt
Organism: Rhodofomes roseus
Lineage: Eukaryota; Fungi; Basidiomycota; Agaricomycetes; Polyporales; Fomitopsidaceae
Product: mitochondrial carrier
Exons: 4
Coding region: 1-978 (325 amino acids)
Biological process (GO): pyrimidine nucleotide import into mitochondrion
Cellular component (GO): mitochondrion
Molecular function (GO): pyrimidine nucleotide transmembrane transporter activity
Source: RefSeq, a predicted model, not a curated record
AUGGCCGACACCCCACCACAGCCCGUAGCAAGCUCCUCCAAGACGAGCCUCCUGCCGGCAAAGUCAUGGCAGCACUUUGUAGGAGGCGGGCUCGGCGCCAUGUGCGGAGCGAUCGUAACAAGUCCCUUUGACGUCGUGAAGACGCGACUGCAGUCGGACCUCUUCAGAGUCAAGCACACGUCUCUUGGCUUCGCCGGUGGUGGUGUCGCCGUCGCCCCACAUCGACCGAACCUGCUCUGGCACUUUGUCGAGACAGGGCACAUCAUCCGCGACAUCUACCGCGAAGAGUCCUUCCGCGCCCUCUUCCGCGGGCUCGGCCCCACGCUCGUCGGGGUCAUCCCCGCGCGCUCCAUCAACUUCUUCACGUACGGCAAUGGCAAGCACAUCAUCGCGAACCGCUUCAACGAUGGCGAGGAGAACUCGUGGGUGCACCUCAGUGCCGCUGCGUUCGCGGGCGUCGCGACUGGCACCGCGACGAACCCCAUCUGGGUCGUCAAGACGCGUCUGCAGCUCGAGCAGCAGGCGGGCAAGCUCCACGACAGCUCGCUCGCGAUGGUCAAGCGCAUGUUGCGGGAAGAGGGCGUGCGCGGGUUCUAUAAAGGCUUGAGCGCGAGCUUGCUCGGCGUGACAGAGGGCACGAUACAGUGGACGCUGUAUGAACGGCUGAAGCGCGUGACGGCGGACACGGAGGGGAAGGGUGGUGCGCUGGAGUGGUUGGGCAUGCUCGGGAGCGCGGGGACGGCGAAGUGCGUCGCUACGCUGAUCACAUAUCCGCACGAGGUGGUCCGGACACGACUACGGCAACCCCUCGUAGACGGCAAGAUGAAGUACACAGGGCUCGUUCAGACAUUGCGGCUCAUCAUCGCCGAGGAGGGUACUCGUUCGCUCUAUAGCGGGCUCAGCGCACACCUCAUGCGUGUCAUCCCCAACGCCGCCGUCAUGUACUCCAUCUACGAGGCCGUCCUCCGCUGGUCAUAA